AUGACAUUGUAUAAAAUAGCAUCAAAUGUGCCCGUGCUUGGAUUGAAGAUUACUAAUAAAACAACUGUUAAAGGUGGCCUAUUAAAAAUACAACAUGCCAAAUCUUUGUCCACUUUUAGAACCCUCAGGUUACCAACUAAACAGAAAGAGUUAAGGACUUUAGAAGAUCUGGCUGAGUUAAAAAGUUUGGAUGAUGUCGAUCCCCAAUUAAUUAGGAAAUUGAUUAAUGAAAAGACAAGUGAAUUGAAUAUGAAAAAUGAAAUGAAUUUCUUAAAACAAAUGCAAAUUGAACAAGAUAAUAAUCAAUCAGUCCCAUUGAAACAAUAUAAUAGGGCUAUUUGGGUAUUUCUUUUGAUGAGUUCAUCUUUUUAUUUGAUGUUCCAUUUAGUUUGGUGGAAAUUAGAAUAUAAUGAAAAAGAAUUAAAAUUAAAACAAGAAUCAGAAGAAUUAGAACAUGAACUUCAGAGCAUUUUGAAUGAAAAAGAGGAACAAAAAUCGAAUAUUAUCCCAAAUAAUAAAGAUGUAACUAAACAAAAGCCAUGGUAUAAAAUUUGGUAG
Molecule: messenger RNA, 558 nt
Organism: Tetrapisispora phaffii CBS 4417
Lineage: Eukaryota; Fungi; Ascomycota; Saccharomycetes; Saccharomycetales; Saccharomycetaceae
Gene: INA17
Product: Ina17p
Exons: 1
Coding region: 1-558 (185 amino acids)
Source: RefSeq, a predicted model, not a curated record